Messenger RNA from Alternaria ventricosa, 1722 nucleotides. RefSeq lists its product as uncharacterized. Gene Ontology annotation, cellular component: nucleus. The coding region runs from base 1 to 1722 and encodes 573 amino acids. The record is from RefSeq and is a predicted model, not a curated record. The transcript has 3 exons. Gene Ontology annotation, biological process: double-strand break repair; single strand break repair. Gene Ontology annotation, molecular function: double-stranded DNA binding; 3'-tyrosyl-DNA phosphodiesterase activity; single-stranded DNA binding. Lineage: Eukaryota; Fungi; Ascomycota; Dothideomycetes; Pleosporales; Pleosporaceae.
AUGGAGUCUGAUGAUGAAGAUCUCAAGCUGGCGAUGGCAAUGUCCUUACAAGCGAAUUCGCCCCGGACUACUGGCGUCAGCGCAUCGGGCGAUAAGCACGAGUCAAUCGACCUCACGUCUGACACCGAGGACGAAGAUGAUGACGAUCUCAGGCGUGCGAUUGCCCUAUCCAUGCAGGAAAGCGGGAAUAGUGACAUGCAACAGUCAUCGGCUUCGAGCGCAUCGACAACGGACGUGACUAAAGCAGCAGCUGUCGUCGACAAACCUCCAGGUUUCAUGGGUAUCGAUCGAAAAGCCAUGGAAUUGGAGCGUCUCGCAAGGCUUGGUAAAAGGAAGCGCGAGACAUCCCCCGAGGUAUCUUCUAAGCAAGUUGCAAGAGCGCCCACCGCGAACAGUGAUGCGAACGAAACACCGUUACAAUAUCCGAACGGCGCGAUCAAGCGCACAUUUGCGUCGAAGUACCCACGAACUGACGACAUCACCAUUGAAGAACUACUAGAAGCCGACAAAGUCAACACCGCUGUCAUCAGCUCAUUUCAGUACGACUCGGGAUGGCUAUACGAAAAACUCGACCCGGCAAAGGUCAAGCAGAUCUGGCUGAUGACUGGCAAGCACAGAGGCGAGGACGUUCAAGCAAAGCGCAUUCAAGAAUGGAGGGAGUCUCGCGUACCGAACAUGAAGCUACAUUUUCCGCCUAUGGGUGGCAUGAUAGCAACCAUGCACAGCAAGUUCAUACUGUUGUUUGGAAAAGACAAGCUGCGCAUUGCGGUCCCAACUGCAAAUAUGACACAGACCGACUGGGGCGAGGUCGCAAACGACUGGCAGCCCGGUAUCAUGGAGAAUUCGGUGUUCUUGAUAGACCUCCCUCGCAGACAUGACGGUACUGUCACGGAGGCGAAAGACUUGACACCUUUUGGUCGCGAAUUGGUAUACUUCUUGGAGCAGCAGGAAGUGGGUCCGCAGGUCAUCACCGGCCUGUUGAAAUGCAACUUCUCGAAGACUAGUCAUUUGGCCUUUGUGCACUCCGUUGGCGGUUCGCACAAGACCGAAUCAACCCAUCCCACGGGUCUCCCUGGCCUCGCGCAUGCUAUACGAGAGCUUCAUUUAGACGACGUCGAACGUAUCGAGCUCGACUAUGCGGCAUCCUCCCUCGGUUCCAUCAAUGAUACCUUCUUAUCGCGCAUCCGUCUCGCAGCAUGCGGCAAGUCGUUCGGAACAGACACUGCACCGGAACCCAACCUGCGCGAUUGCUUUCGGAUAUACUUCCCUACCAACGACACGGUUGAAAAGAGCAUGGGCGGCCCUGACUGUGCCGGUAUCAUUACGUUGACAAGACAGGCGUACAACGCACCAUCAUUUCCAAGAGAAUGCAUGCGAGACUACGACUCGAUGCGACGAGGGAUGCUGUCGCAUAACAAAUUGCUCUUCGCGCGAGGUCGUAAGAAGAAUGGAAAGCCCUUUGCCUGGGUUUACGUCGGCUCUGCCAAUAUAUCCGAAUCAGCGUGGGGAGGGCAAAAGGUGUUGAAAAGCGGACAAAUGGGGAGUCUGAACAUUAGGAAUUGGGAGUGUGGUGUUGUCAUGCCUGUACCAGAGACAAAGCUUCAGGGUCUCAAGCAGGAUGACGUACCACCGAUGAGCGUGUUCGACGGCACUAUUGAGGUUCCCUUUCGAGUGCCUGCGGACGAAUACAAGGGCAAACAGCCCUGGUUCUUCAGGUCAUGA